Molecule: messenger RNA, 1588 nt
Organism: Sinocyclocheilus rhinocerous
Lineage: Eukaryota; Metazoa; Chordata; Actinopteri; Cypriniformes; Cyprinidae
Gene: actl6b
Product: actin-like 6B
Exons: 13
Coding region: 138-1526 (462 amino acids)
Source: RefSeq, a predicted model, not a curated record
GGUCUACCGGACACUCGCAGGUUACCGUCAGCAGCGCGUGACCGGCGACAGCAGUGCGCGUGCGGGGAUAUUCGGUUCCGUUCCUCAGCCUCAGCGAACCGAACCGAACACACCCGGUAACCGACCGAUCCAGCGCGAUGAGCGGCGGCGUGUACGGCGGAGAUGAAGUGGGUGCUUUGGUGUUUGACAUCGGCUCCUUCUCCACCAGAGCAGGAUAUGCAGGAGAGGACUGUCCAAAGGCAGAUUUCCCUACCACUAUAGGAGUGAACGCUGAAGAGGAGGGGUCACCUGACAUGGGAGCGGAGCAAGAGAGCAACAGUGGGCGGAGUUAUUACAUAGACACCACAGCCCUGCAUGUGCCGCGGGCGGGUGUAGAACUCAUCUCUCCACUGAAGAACGGCAUGAUUGAGGACUGGAAUGCAUUUCAAGCCAUAAUCGACCACAUCUACAGCAAACAUGUCAAAUCGGAGCCCAGUUUACACCCUGUUCUGAUGUCUGAAGCUCCUUGGAACUCACGGGCGAAGAGAGAAAAGCUAACAGAACUCAUAUUCGAGCAUUACAACAUCCCCGCCUUCUUCCUGUGCAAGACCGCCGUGCUCACUGCCUUUGCUAACGGUCGAGCCACGGGCCUGGUGCUGGACAGCGGAGCCACGCACACCACUGCCAUCCCAGUGCAUGAUGGGUACGUCCUGCAGCAAGGGAUCGUCAAGUCUCCUCUGGCCGGAGAUUUCAUCACCAUGCAGUGUCGAGAGCUGUUUCAGGAGAUGAACAUCGACACGGUUCCUCCGUACAUGAUCGCGUCUAAGGUAGCGUGUCUCUUGCGAUUCUCCUCAGUGUGUGUGUGGUGUUCAGUCUCUCAGUCUGUGUGUGUGUGUGUGUGUGUGUGUGUGUGUGUGUGUGUGUGUGUCCGUCAGGAGCCCGUGAGGGAAGGAGCUCCGCCGCUCUGGACCAAGAAGGACAAACUCCCUCCCGUCACCAAGUCCUGGCACACGUACAUGUGCAACGAGGUGAUUCAGGAUUUCCAGGCGUCGGUGCUGCAGGUGUCUGACUCUCCGUAUGAUGAACAGGUUGCCGCUCAGAUGCCGACGGUGCACUAUGAGAUGCCGAGUGGCUACAGCACAGAUUACGGAGCCGAGAGGUUACGGAUCCCCGAGGGCCUGUUCGAUCCGUCCAAUGUGAAGGGUCUGUCCGGUAACACCAUGCUGGGCAUCGGACACGUGGUCACUACCAGCAUCGGCAUGUGUGACAUCGACAUCCGGCCGGGUCUGUAUGGCAGCGUGAUUGUGACCGGAGGAAACACACUCCUGCAGGGCUUCACGGAGAGACUCAACAGAGAACUGUCUCAGAAAGCACCGCCGAGCAUGAGACUGAAGCUGAUCGCCAGCAACAGCUCCAUCGAGAGGAGAUUCAGCUCCUGGAUUGGAGGAUCAAUCCUUGCAUCACUGGGAACCUUCCAGCAGAUGUGGAUCUCAAAGCAGGAGUAUGAUGAGGGAGGAAAACAGAGCGUGGAGAGAAAAUGCCCCUAAGCACACACACACACACACACACUCUCACACACACACACACACACACACACACACUCUCUCUC